AUGUUCAAGCUACAGGUCCUGAUCAUCCCACAGAGUUCUCUCUCCACUGUGGAAAGCUCCAGUUGCGGCACUGCUAACACCGGCAGUGAUAAUGCAGGAGACGCCGACGAUAUCGACGGAAACAACCUUAACAACUCGAAGAGCAACAACGGUGGGAAAAACUCGAUUUUCAGAACCUAUUCUUCCUCUCCAGGCCCAGGCUCUGAAAGAGCGCUGAAUGCAAUCAGUACUCCAAUCCCCGCUAGCCAGUUCAAUCUUCAUAGAUUGCAAAGCUACAACCCUAACUCUAGUUUUGCCGCGUAUCCGACCUCUUUUGUGUCGUUACCGUCCCAUCAGACACAAAAUGUAAGGACAAAGAAGUUUUUGCAUAUAACAUACUCCAGUAAUCGGCUUGAAACCAUUGCUCAAGAGAUCAGUCAAAGAUUUCUCAAGCUUUAUCCUAAUGAAGAGCCUUUGCACAUUUUGAAUAUCCAAGAUUACGAAGAAUGCGACUUAGAUCCAGAUUAUACAGCAGAAAUGGUAUUUGACAACAAUAACAUAUGCCGCGUGAUAGUUGCUAACGAGUUCAACGAAUCAGACGAUGCCAUCAUCAACAGCAACGGAAAGCGCUACCUAGCUGGUGAUCUCAAUAGUGUCAUGAAGAAAGUUAGAAAGCCUAAAACUUUAAAGCACAGCAUUGAGAGUACGUCUCUGGCGAACACGUCCAUUUGGUCUUUCGACGAAGAAUCCCGAUUCUCAAAGCCUCAACACUCUUCUGCUAGCCGCAGCUCACAUUCAUAUCAUUCGAUGAAUAAACCCAUAGGCAUGAAAGAAGACGCCAAUGCAUCCCAUAUGGGCCCAAAUAUCUCAUUGGCUAUUCCAGAAGUAGACGACACAGUUAUUCAUCCACACAAAAGUGAGCAUCUGAAAAUUGCUUCUCCCAUAGUAGCAACUGGAUCACCAACUAGAAUUACCUCAGGUAUGUUGAAUGCUAAGUCUCAACCUGACUUGUCCAAAGUUGAUUACGAGGAUUUAAACGGCUCCAUGUAUGUUGAACAAGAGGAAAAAAGAGCCAGUGUUUCUACGAAGGAAGAUGCGAUGAGGAAUAGGCUCACUAAAACACCUGCUACCGCCCCUGUUUCUGAAGCUAUUGCAGAUUCGUCCUUGAUAGUCAAUGCCGAUCUAUCAAGUUCCUCUCUGAAUGUUUCACCCGAAAAUGUUGCGAUAGAACUGAAGACCCCAGAGUCAAAUAAAACUAGUUUGUUAUCCAUGACAAACAAACGCUCUUCUGUCAGCGGCUCUGCUACCAAGAAAACCAAUAAAAAGCAGAAGACCCAACAAGUGUCCAAUACUUCCAGCCCUUCAACCAAUGCACAGAAAUCACCAGCACGCCUUGACCAACCAAAUUCUGGUAACCAAGAGAAUGGCUCUAAGUUGGCUCCGCUGAGCGAAACGAGGGCCGUGCCUACGCCCGCUAGUAAUGCCGCUAUUCAAGUGAGUAUUCCUGAUGGUAAAACCUUUGAAGUGACAGAUAAAGAAGACGCAGUUAAAGAAAAGGCUGCCAAGGAGAAGGGGGAAAAGACAGAAAUUGCAAAGGCAGCUAAAGAGAAGGCAGCGAAAGAGAAAGCAGAGAAGGCUGAGAAGGCAAAGAUAGCGAAAGAGAAAGCAGCAAAGGACAGGGCCGAGAAAGCUGAGAAAGCGAAGGCAGCUAAGGAGAAGGCAGCCAAGGAGAAAGCUGAGAAAGCUGAAAGAGUAAAAGCUGAGAAGGAAAAAGCAGCUAAAGAAAAAGCUGAGAAAGCUGAGAAAGUAAAAGCUGAAAAAGAAAAGAUAGCAAAGGAGAAGGCUGAAAAAGCAAAAGCAGCUAAAGAGAAAGCUGAGAAGGAGAAAGCUGAGAAAGAGAAAGCUGAAAAAGAGAAAGCUGAGAAAGAGAAAGCUAAAAAAGAGAAAGCUGAGAAGGAGAAAGCUGAGAAGGAGAAAGCUGAGAAGGAGAAGGCUGAGAAGGAGAAGGCUGAGAAGGAGAAGGCUGAGAAGGAGAAGGCUGAGAAGGAGAAGACCGCCAACGAAAAGGCCGCCAAAGAAAAGGCCGCCAAAGAAAAGGCCGCCAAAGAAAAGGCCGCUAAAGAAAAGGCCGCUAAAGAGAAAGUUGCUAAAGAGAAAGCUGAAAAGGAGAAGGCUGAGAAGGAGAAGGCUGAGAAGGAGAAGGCUGAGAAGGAGAAGGCUGAGAAGGAGAAGGCUGAGAAGGAGAAGGCUGAGAAGGAGAAAGCUGAGAAGGAGAAAGCUGAGAAGGAGAAAGCUGAGAAGGAAAAAGCAGCUAAAGAAAAAGCUGAGAAAGAGAAAGCUGAGAAAGAGAAAGCUGAGAAAAUAAAAUUGGCCAAAGAGAAGGAACAGUCUGGUGAGAAUAGCUCUAACAUAAAAUUACAGGUGACAUCCGACAAACCACCCAAAAGAUCGAGGAGAGUUUCCAGAAAUAAUGAUGUCAUUGUAAUUGAUGGUACACCUGAAGCAGAUAAAGGAGCAAGGAUCCUAAAAAAACCGUCAAAUGCGGUUGCUGCUGAUGUUGAUAGUGAUAACAUUCUUACUGAUACUGAAGAUGAUGAGGACAUAAGCAAAAUCAGAAUUCUAACUAGAAAUGAUACUCCAGAGGAUGAGAAGUUGAGCCACCCUGCAAAGGCAAUCAAGGUUACAAAACUUUCUGUAAGUGCGGCUAAACCAAGAAUACCUAACAUUUCUUUAGCAUCCGAUAUCAAUGAAAUGUCCAUAAACACUUCCAAUGGUCUGAAAGCCAGUGGAGGGUCAACUCCAUUCAACAUUUCGGAAGAUUCCGCCACCGCAUCUAGUGAAGGAUCUCCUGCAAAUAAGAAAAGAAAUAUCAAAAAACAGGAGGAGAGCUCUCCAGGAGAAAUUAUUUCCAAAAUCAUUAUGAAAGAAAAUGCAAAGAUCAUUAAUGGUGCAGCUAGGCACGACGAGAUCAGUGGAGAUAUUGACAUGUCUAAUAUUCUUCCCCAAAAGAACAGAGUUGCUAAGCCAGUUUCCGCAAAGAGUACUAAGAAUGCUACAGGUAAAACGUCGUCAGACACAGAUUCCUCAUCGGGUACCAGCUCAGGUUCAGGUUCAAGUUCGAAAUCCAGUUCGGAGUCUUCAUCUGGUUCAGAUUCAUCUGACGAGUCAUCAGAUGAUGAAAGUUCUAGGCCAAAAAUUGUUCCGGCACCAAAGAUAGCAAUGAAAGCUUCUAAUUUGAGUCAGGGAAAACGGGAGCCUUCAAAAAAGACAGCUUCUAUAACUAAUAACGUUAAUUCACCAGAAAUUUUGACUCCUAGUCCUCCAAAACCAGCACCAUAUGUUAAACCAGCACCAUAUGUUAAACCACCAACAUUAGCUAAAGCACAAAGUUCCACGAUUGCUGAAUUGUCUAAACGUUCAUCAUUACCAAGAUUAUCUGCUUUCCUGGAUAAAAAACUUCCUGAAGUCAGAAUGCAAAAGAAUCAAUCCUCAAAAACUGUGACUACCAAAACAAAAUCAUCCGAUUCCGAUUCCACAGGCUCUUCUGAUGAUUCAAGUUCUUCUUCGUCAUCAGACUCCGAUAGUGAUUCAGACACGGCAUCUGAUUCAUCUGAUUCAGAUUCAGAGGAUGGAGAUGCAGUAAAAGCAAAAUUCAUAAAUGCAAGAACUGCAAAUCAAUUUGUUUCUACCAAAAAGUCCAAAACUAAAACCAAGAAAAACAAAGGAUUUAGUGCCUUGAUGAAAGACUCGAAGAAGUAA
Molecule: messenger RNA, 3738 nt
Organism: Pichia membranifaciens NRRL Y-2026
Lineage: Eukaryota; Fungi; Ascomycota; Pichiomycetes; Pichiales; Pichiaceae
Exons: 1
Coding region: 1-3738 (1245 amino acids)
Biological process (GO): negative regulation of septation initiation signaling; rDNA heterochromatin formation
Cellular component (GO): nucleolus
Molecular function (GO): phosphatase activator activity; rDNA binding
Source: RefSeq, a predicted model, not a curated record